CGCCCAAACGAACAUGGCGCUGUAGUGUCCACAUGGUCUGGAUCUCCGGCUUUAUUUUGGUCCUUGAUUUUCUUGUUUAUAAUGCGGCAAAAGAGCUUUAUCUGUUCUUUUCCAGACUGCCAGGCGGCUUAUGACAAACAGUGGAAACUAGAGGCUCAUCUGUGUAAACACACCGGAGUGAGGCCAUUUGAGUGUCAGUAUGAGGGCUGCAGUAAAUCUUUCUGCACUAAAUCGCAUCUUACACGUCAUGAGCUCACACACACCGGCGAGAGACCCUUCAAGUGCACUGAAGGAGGAUGCUCUCAAGCUUUCACCACAAACGCCAACCUGAAGAAACACGUUUCACGCAAACACAGACUACAAGUGAAACAGUACAUUUGUUCGUUUGAGGGCUGCGGUAAAAGUUUCAAGAAGAACAACCGGCUGAAGACCCACGAAUAUACUCACAGCAAUCUGCUUCCUUAUGAGUGCUCUUAUGAGGGCUGUGAGCGUCGGUUCUCAAUCCCCAGCAAACGCAAACAACACGAGAAAGUGCAUAAAGGUUACCCCUGCGAGGCUGAAGGAUGCUCAUUUAUUGGGAAGAACUGGACGGAGUUCACCAAGCACAGGAGACAGCAUAUAGUACAGUGUGAUCAGUGUAAGAAGAUGUUCAAGGCUCAGUGGAAGCUGAGGGAACACCUGCGUGUGCACUCUGUGGAGCGGGUGGUGUUCCGCUGUCCGAGAGACGGCUGUCAGCGCUCCUACACCACCGCCUUCAACCUACAGAGCCACAUCCUCUCCUUCCACCAGGAGGAGCGCGCCUUUACCUGCACUCACCCUGGCUGCGGAAAGACAUUCUGCAUGAAGCAAAGUUUACAGCGCCAUAGUGUGGUACACGACCCUGAAAGGAAGAAACAGUUUAAGAAGAAACCCCGUCCAAAACGAUCUCUAGCAUCUCGUUUGAGUGGCUACAAUCCUCUAAGAAACCGUCCAGUGGAAGCCUCCAAGCCUGCUAAAUCUACAUGUGUAGUGACCAGCCAAUCAGAACACUUCAAAGAAAACAAUGGUCAAGUGGGGAGCUUAUCGCAGCCUGUUAAUGAGGACAGUCAUGUUGGCUCAUCGGAUUAUAUACUCACUCCAAUGAACUCACUCACGACUCCCAGAGCUGAAAUCGCCCAGUCGUGGACACACAACACUGAGGAGGCUGAAAUAAGCCAAUCAGAAUCCCUCAACUCGGACAGUGUAAUUAUUCUCAUACUAGAACCCCUUGUGUUGGACAGUCCAGCAGACAGCCAGAUAGAACCCAUUGAAGUUGAGAAUACCAUCCAGUCCGAAUUUGAGACUACAGUGACCAUCCAAUCAGAACCUGGUGAAUUAGAGACUACAGUGAUCAGCCAGUCAGAACCUGUUGAAUUUGAGAAUAUAGUGACCAUCCAAUCAGAACCCACUGCAGUUGUGAAUACAGUGAUCAGCCAGUCAGAACCCACUGAAUUUGAGAAUACAGUGAUUAUUCAGUCAGAACUGACUGAAUUUGAGAAAACAGCAACCAUCCAGUAGGAACCCAUAGAAUUUAAAAAUUCUGUCAUCAGCCAAUCAAAAGCCCACAAAUCUGACAGCAUAUUCUAACCAUUCUAACAGCCCAGUAAUCGUGCAGUCAGAUGCCAGUGUAUCCACGAAGGUGGAGUCCACUCUGCCAGAGCCUUUUAGACUUUAAGGAUUCUUUAGUAAAGAAUAUGGUACUAUAAGGAACUAUUAACACUUAAAGAAUCCUUAGCAUGAUUAAAGGCUUCUUCAGAUUCAGUUCUUUGAGUGUCCAUGGUUUUAUAUAGAACCAUUUUCUUUACGAAAGAACCCUCAAAGAACCAUCAUUUUUAAGAGUGUACAUUAUCCAGGACACUGUCAUUUCUGAAGAUCGUCAUGGUAACAACAUCUAGGCCCUUAUCAUUGGCUGCCUGGUCACUGUGGAGACAAACAUCAGCAGGUGUUUUGAGUGAACACUAGUAAAUAAGAAUAUCUUGUUUACUUUUUGGUCAUCAUGGAGUGAUGAUGCUCAUUUGAAGCUGAACUGAAUGUAAACAGUCCCUCUGAAAAUUCCUGAAAUGCAGCCGCAGAAUUCAGACAUGAGCACUAACAUGUUUGCCACUGCAUUUUAGAUAAUGGAGUUUGAAUGUUUGUUCAGUAGUCACAAAAAAAAAACGAAAAAUUACUAAGAAACUUUACUUAAUUUGCUUCAGAAUAAGGUCAAGAAUGGGUCGCCUAAUUUUUUU
This is a messenger RNA of Colossoma macropomum (tambaqui), 2246 nucleotides long. RefSeq names its product general transcription factor IIIAa (gene gtf3aa). The transcript has 9 exons. Gene Ontology annotation, cellular component: nucleus. NCBI's taxonomy places the organism in Eukaryota, Metazoa, Chordata, Actinopteri, Characiformes, Serrasalmidae. The record is from RefSeq and is a predicted model, not a curated record. The coding region runs from base 82 to 1536 and encodes 484 amino acids.